CCGAGAGCUCCAAGGCUGCCUGGGGGGCGGCCCUGCACGGAGCUCCCUGUGUGCACGGGGUUCCUGCGUGCGCGGGGGACGUGCGGCGUUGAGGAGGGAGCUUCACGCCAGCCUCGCGCGUCUUCUCUGGAGUGGCGGACAUGGGCCCUCCGCGGCGCGGGGGAGUUCCCCGCGCUCCCCUUUCCCCUGCCUUGGUCCCUUUGAGAUGGGCGGGCGCUGACGGUGCUCAAGAUCUAGCGGGAUUGGACCCGUCUAGAUUAGAGUGGGACAGGUGAUGGGCCUUCCUUUGCUGAGGUGCUGGCCUCGCCUCUUGCAGUUGCCUGGAGUUUUUUCUCGUUGAAACACGAGUUCUGUCUGUGGGAGCACAAGGGAAAAACAGACUGCUCCAAGCCACAGGAGAGGGACGGAAGGGACAGCCAGGAAGAUCACCUCUGUAGCGCUGCUGCUACAGUUAGAGAGAAGCCUGCUGCCUCUCCUCUCUUUUUCUUUUGAUCUUCUGGAGAGGAGAGGCAAGUUGUCUUUCACUGCUGUGAUGCUGUAGCAGUGGAGAAUAUAGGCUGUCUUGCAAGCUGCAGAACUUGUUCGAGAUGGCUUCAAGCCCCAGCUAACUGCUUGGUUUAUUUUAUUUGAGAGUCAGCCCUGUGAAAAGGCCCACUAACAGAGAAAGAGAUUAGCACCGUGUUAACUGCGCGGUUCUCUCUCCUUUGCUGCAGUGCCCACUUUAACCGCUGUCUCCUGCUCUGCCUGCUCCUACUUUCAGUAUGGUAAAGAAGAACACUAUCCCAGAUGGAUGGCGGAGUGUGACACCGAUUGGACAGCCUAUACCUGGAACAAGAUUUAUUGCAUUCAAAGUACCUUUAAAAGGAGCAAUUAACCAGAGGCUUACUCCAACUCAGAAAUUUACACCAAAGGACUUAAUUGCUGCAGUGAAAGCACUAAAUGUGGAGCUUGGAUUAGUUAUUGAUUUAACGUAUACCACACGAUACUAUGAAGUUAAGGAUUUACCUAAAAGUGUGCAGUAUAAGAAACUUUAUACUGUUGGACUUGAAGUCCCCGAUAAUGCUACUAUCCUACAGUUCAAAAAAUGGGUCAGAAAAUUCCUAUGGGAAAAUGCAGGAAAUGAGAAACUUAUCGGCGUUCACUGUACUAACGGAAUUAAUAGAACUGGCUACCUUAUAUGUAGAUAUCUUGUGGAUGUUGAAGGCUGGGAUCCAGAGACAGCAAUCCAAGCUUUUGGUGAUGCAAGAGGUCAUCACAUGGAUGGUCUUGUAUAUCUCACAGAUCUCAGAACACAACCAAUGAGAAGUAACCUUGGAAUGGAUGUAUGGGAUUCAGAUGAAGAUAUUAUUCCUCCACCACAUGCAAUGGAAGGACCUGUAGAGCGGUUCCCAAAUGAAGAUUUUCAGGGGUCUGGGAAAAGAUUAAGAAUUUAUGAUGACCACUCUCACAAUGAUUUGCAAGGACAGAUACCAUUGAGAGAUUUUGAUUUCAUUAAUAAGGGAUCUGGACAAAGACCAUUUCAUGACAGUCAGGCUGAGGAUAACUUAAGAGCACCAAUGCAGAUGAGAAAUUGGGACUACAAUAGAGGACCAGGACAGAGGCGAAGACCCUUUCGUGAUCACCAGUUUUAUGAGGAUUAUCAAGAAGACGUGCAACUGAAGGAUCCAGACUUCAGUAACAACAGACCUGGACAAAGGUUGAGACCUUUUGAUGGACACCAGUUUCAUGAUGAAUGUAACAAAGGCCGUGGUCAAAGGCAGAGAUCUUCUCCUGACCAUCCAUCUCAUAAUGAUUUGCAGGAAGAUAGGCAGUCAAAGGAUUUUGGUUUUCGUGGCAGAGGCCGUGGCCAAAGGCGAAGACCAUUCCAUGACCACCAGUCUCAUGAUGAAUUUCAGACUCAGAUGCAGUUGAAUUGUGUCAACAAAGGUCCUGGCCAAAGACUAAGAUCUUUCCAUGACUAUCAGUUACAGGAUGACUUACAGCCACAGAUGGAAUUGGGAGAAUUUGAAUUUAUUAAUAGAGGUUGUGGGCAGAGGUCGAGACCUUUCAAUGAUCCCCGGCCUCACAAUGACUUACAAACAGAGAUGCAACUAAAAGAUUAUGAUAAUAAAGGCCCUGGACAAAGGCACAGACCUUUUCAUGACCAUCAGCCUUAUGAUGAUUUACAGGAACAGACUCAGUUGAAAGAUUUUGAUUAUUUUAAUAAAGGGCACGGACAAAGGCCAAGACCUUUUCAUGAUCAUCCAGGUCACGAUGACUUGCCACAUGAAUGGUGUUCAGACAGACGUCAGUCUUUUUCUUUCCAUGAAAAUGUACCAGAUCCUCAUUUCUCUUCAUCUCCUCCACCUCACAGAGAUUAUGGGUCUGAUAAUGAUGACUUUAACAGAAGUUAUAGUAAUCGACUGAAUUGUCCUGAAGACAAUAGGAGAAUGCAUCCCUCAGAUGAAUUUAGUAGAGGAAAAAACAGAUUUGCACCGUAUUCUUCACGAACAAUGCAUUCAUCUUCAUCUGUACACCAAGAAGACAGUUCAAUAGACUAUGAAAGAAAACUUUUUCAAGGUGAAACUACCAGAGAGACAGAACAAAGCAAAAGAUUACCAGUUGUAGCAGUUGAUUACAAUUAUGGUCUGCCAUUAGAUUAUGGACCUGAAGAGGGAGAGAGAAAGCAUUAUGAUUUACCUCCAAGAGACUGCUACAACUGGAACUGAAUAAAAAGGACAAUGUUUGCUCAGCUUAGACUUACUCAUUUUACUUUUGUAUGUGGACCAAUUUGGUUUUUUUUAAAUUAGGAAAAUACAAAUUUCAGUAGUAGAGAACUGGUCUCUACUGUAAUAUUAGCUUCUACAGAUGUUUGGUUCAGUCUCAGUACAGAGGGAAUUAAAGUAGUCCUUCCUUUUAGCAAAAUCAGAACCCUGUACCUUAAAACAAACAACUGUCUAAGUGAUUGUAGUUCUAUCUUUUGUUUUACAUUUCUUUAAAAUGUAUGGAAUUUCCAGAUGCAAAGCUCAUAAUAAAGUACUACACUAUAAGGUAGACUAGGAUUGAGAUUAUAGAAAAAAUACUAUGAAAUGAGUGAAGCAAAUUUGUGUCCACUUGAUCCUUUAUUUUUAAAAUAGCAGUUUGAAUUAUUGCUAAAAAUCUGUGGCAUUGCAGUUUAAUUCCAGAUUUUCUCUACCAUCAACUGAACUGACGUGGUUGCACUGUAUAGCAGAUUGUUUCCCAGAUUGCUAAAAACAUGGGAACAAAUGGAGUUUGAAUACUCUACAUGUAAAACUUGCUUUUCAGUAACCUGGAUAUCCCAUCCUGACUGUAUUUUUUUUCUGAUCCCAUAGGUUAUAUAUGUUUCAGAAUUUCCUAGUGCAUGCAAAUUUCACAGUUUUCUCAGCAACACAUCCAAAUGAAGAAACUUGUGCAUCAUCAGCUUACCUGUUGCAACUGGCCAAAGUCACCAGUGCCGAUAUAUUCAUACCUCCUUCUUUGUCAGUCAUAUCUGUCCUGCUCUACAGUUCUAUUUUUUACCAGUUUCUUUUUACAGCACAGCAGAGUAAUGUAAUUGGAACAAAAUAAUCUCUUCAUGUAGGUUACAAAAUAACCUCUACAUGUAUUGAACAGUCUCCUCUGAACUGCCACUUCAGUGGGUCUCAAGAAGGUAGUGCAACAAAUUCAUGCCAGCAGCUGCACAGUAGCAGGAACAGCUCCUACUUGGUGGAAAGGAAAUCUUAGUUUAGAGGAUGGAAAAUAGUAUUAAUGUAAUAGGUAAAUUAUUACACUUUAACAAAUUUGUCAUUUUAAAGCCAUCAGGAAAAGGAUAAAGCUCAACCACGAUAUUGAAAUAAACAAUUAACAUGAAUGCUAGACUUAACUUAUGAAAUUAAGAAACUGCCUCAAAAGCAGCACAGCUGCAAAGCCUAAAGCAAGAGAGUACAGGUAUACACUAGAAAACUGGAAAAAAAAAAGUGUUCAAAGCCAGAAGCCAAAAUACUUUUUUGCCUUUUAGCAGCAGCACAAAACCCAGAUUUCUGAAUUCAUGUUUUUUAUGACUGCUAAAUAAGGACUAGAUUUGAAAAAUGUGGGACAUCUGGCAACCGUUGUUUUGUAACACAUCCAAAAAGUUCUCAAAAUCAAAGGAUUCUGGGAUAUAAAUUCAAAUUACAAAUGCUUUGCUGCCUUUGCAACUGGUAGAACAACUUUGGCUUUGUUCAUUGCAUAAAGUAAUUAGCUUUCUCAUUUUCACAGCAGCUAGUCAAUUGUAUUUCCAAUUAGAUCUCUGAUUGUGAGCUUCAUUCAUGUGGUGUGAGGAAUGAAGCUUCUCAAUAUAUAAACCGGUUAUGGAACUGAGCACUAAAUGUUAAGGCAUUUGUUCUUUCACUUGCCUUUUUUCUUUAAUUUGGAGGCAAAAUGGGUUACUACAUUGCCAGAGUCUUUAAAAAAACAACAAAACCACUUUUCUGGUAUUCUUCAGUAGGGAGCUAAGAAUUAGAGACCAGUAUUACAAGCACUUGGUUGGGUUUUUUUUAUAUGUAUGUACUACAGGCAUGUAGUACAUAUUUUUUACAUGUAGUACUACAUAUUGCAGUAUGUAGUAUUCAUAAUGGGAACAAAGGGACAACAUUUGCCCUUCAUAUUUUUGUUUUAGCGUUUGAAUUAUGACCCUACAGUCAAUCCUUAGUUACUUCCAAAUGUGGGAGCUAGGACUCUCUGGAGAGUUGAAACACUGGUGUCCAGUACAAAGAUAAAUGUGGUUUGAGGAGUUAGGAUCAGCACUAGCUGUUACCAGACCUUGGACAGUUCCUGUAGGACCCUUGGAAAGUUUAGAUACAGUUUCAUAACUAUGUUGAAUUUCUCUUUUCAAGCAAAAUUAAUAGACAUGAUAUUUCCACAGAUGGCUUGGAGAUGAAUAUAUGAAAAUAACCAAAGUUUGAUUUGUAUACUUUCUUUUCUAAGAAUUUAGUGUAAGGCUUUCCACACUACUGUUCCUAACAGAAUUAAGGCAGAGCUAAGCCCACAUAAUACAUUAUAAACUGUUACUAACAUUUAUCUCAAAUUCCACAGCUGAGUCAUCACUGCCUAUUUGCAUCUGUAGUAUUCGAUUACUGAUAAAUCCACAUGGUGGAGAAAGAAAUGAAAUGUUUCUUGUUUUUUAACUGCAUAUUGUGUUACAGUUGUACUCCUAAAAGAAAAAAUUCCACAAAAAAACCCCAAUAACUUUUCUCUUAUUUAU
Molecule: messenger RNA, 5221 nt
Organism: Colius striatus (speckled mousebird)
Lineage: Eukaryota; Metazoa; Chordata; Aves; Coliiformes; Coliidae
Gene: DUSP11
Product: dual specificity phosphatase 11
Exons: 11
Coding region: 762-2708 (648 amino acids)
Biological process (GO): dephosphorylation
Molecular function (GO): polynucleotide 5'-phosphatase activity; protein tyrosine/serine/threonine phosphatase activity
Source: RefSeq, a predicted model, not a curated record